CGUGAAGAUGGCGGGUGUUCUGGAGCGGAGCUUCAUUGAGAUUUGUGGAUUUGAAAGAGAAACUGUUUCACGGUUUAGAGAGAUCACAAUAAAUAUCGGUGUUGGUGGUCACUCAAGUGGUGCAAAGCAUGCAGACAGUGCAGGUGGAUUCUCUUAUGAGGACAGUGGGAAACUCCUGUCUGUCACCAGCAACAGAUACAUACACUGGUCAACUUCAGGUGACACCGUUCAGUUUGUUGAGCAGUCGCUGGACACCAACCUUCUGAAUAAUGCCGUACGACUGCGUAUCCCACACUGCCCUCUGCUGCCAGGAGGAGUUCACAUUCAGGAGACACUCAACAACAUAUUGAUCCUGAUCGCCACAAGCCAAACCGUCCAUCGGCUAGUUUUGCCGCACCCUACGCACAUGUACCACAGCGAUCUGGUCACUGAACUCCAGAUGCAGUCAAUCUUCACAGAUAUCGGAAAGCUAAACCUAAAGGAUCCGGCCCACUGUUAUGUCCUCCCAUUCGCUCAAGGCUCACAGCCGACAGGCCCCUCCACUACGGCCGCUUGGAUCAGUCCUCAGGGGGAAGCACUUUUCGCUCUUGGUUCACCUUUGGGUGGCAUUAUGAUCAUCACUUUACCUCCUCAUGAUCAAGAAGGGACUGUGUCUGUGGUGGAGCUGAAGCAGAGUUCAGUGAUACAGAGAAUAGCAGGCUGGAUGCCCACUGCCAUCAGGGGCGAUCAGAGUCCGUAUGAUCUUGCCAUUAGUCUGGUUGUUCACCAGCUAGAAGAUGACACCUUUGUGUUUGCCCUUUGUCAGGAUCAUAAGCUCAGGAUGUGGUCAUUUAAGCUUCAGAUGUGUCUCCUGGUGACUGAUAUGUUGGAGUACAUGCCUGUGGGCAGUGGAGAAAUGAGGAAUUCUCCAGGACAGGCUCAUAAACUCCGACUCUGCUUCACCUCCACAACUGGCCUGUGUCUCGCUGUUUACCUUGCUGUUCCCAAUCGCAGCCAGUUCUGUGUGCUGCAGCUGGUGGCCAAUGAGAACAGCCGAUACAGCCUAGAUCACAUCUCCACGCUGUUCUCAACACAGGAGACACUGGUGGAUUUUGUCUUGACAGCGACUGAUGUUUGGGGUCUUUGGCUAGAUGAUGACAAUCAGACUGUGGUGAAGUACAUCAGCUUUGAACAUAACAUGGCAGGCAUGUGGAACCAGGUGUUUGUUCAGCCCUCACCACCAGAGGAAGUUCACACUGGUGAAGAUCAAGACCCACGGGAAACAUAUUUGGAUAUUCUUUUUUCACCAGUACGCUUUUCAGCCGCUGCCAUUGUUAAAGCUUUACAGAUUUACAAGAGGGGAACUGAGGGACAUUUUGACUUAUCGUGGGAGGAGCUAAAGAAAGAAGUUGUGGUCACACUGGAGAAUGAGCUUCAGGCCAGUGUGACAGAGUACGAGUUCUCUCAGGAGGACUACCGCCUGCUGCAGGUAGAGUUCUGGUCCAAGUUUUACGCAUGCUGUCUGCAGUAUCAGGAGGUUCUGUCCAACCCUCUCGCCCUACACGUCAGCCCAACCACAGCCAUGGUCUGCAUCCUCAAGAAGGCAUUUGUGUCUUUCUUGUUGCCCUGUUUUGCUGUCGACCAUCUUUACCUAUCCUCUGAUGAAUACUUUUUUUCUGAAGAGGAGACGCCCAUUGCUGAGGAUUCUGAUAUGAGCCGAGACAUCCUGCUGCUCGUUCAGUGUCUGCGUCAGUUGAAUGAAUAUCUCACAGAGGACAUGGCUUAUGAGAUGGAGAAAGCACUUGAGCACCUGCUGUCUCCAGAGAAAACAUCUGAAAAAGUCUUUGAGGCUCUCUUGGCCAGUGACACUGCGACAGGAAUUCAGGACAUUGCAAACAAACUGCUAGAUGUCCGUAACCCUAUUGGUGCCAUGAAUCUGCUGCUCAGAGAGCUGGACCUUGAGACAGACGCAGAGACUGAUAAUAGACCAACUACAGGUCAAUCUCUACGAGUGCGGAUCAGCUUGUCUCAGCUGUAUGGCAGCAGUGUGGCCUCCAGUCUCAUCUGUCAAGGCGUCUGUCAGACCAGCAUGACCAGGAUGCUGCUGUGCAGAGACCUGCUCAUCCUCCAGCAACUCUACCUGCAUCUGGGUGACAAAAUAUUUCCUGCAGGUGGUUCUCAGUUGUUGCAGCUGCAGCAGGACUUGAUUCCUCGAUGCUCUCAUUUGCUCUGCACUUAUCACCUUCUCAAACAGAUGAGCCUGACGCUGUCCUCGUCCGUCCCUCUGGACAUACUAAACACAGAUUUGCAGCAUCUGUCUGUUCUGGAGCUUUCAGACUCUACAGCACCUGCAACCAACAGAUCAGUGUUGAGUCCCCAGACUGUGCUGGAGUUGUUCUACCAGAAUGUGGCACGUAAAGUGAUCGUGUCUCAGAUCUUCUCUCAUCAGGAUAUGAUGGCCAAUGAGAGCGUAUUGCACUGGCCACAGAUGAUCUCAAGCGUUCUCACAAUGCUCUGCCAGUUUCUCUGGCCGAGUAAUCCCAGCUUCUUGUUUCCUGAAUGCCUUAUGGGGAAUUGUCAGUAUGCACAACUACAGGAAUAUGUUCGAUUAGUUGGGCCGUGGUGCCAGGUGAAUGUGGGAUCCUGUCGCUUUGUUUUGGGUCAGUGUUAUCUGGCUAAUGGCGAGGGUCAGAAGGCAUUGCACUGUUUCCAGGAAGCAGCGGCUGAGGUGGAAAAAGAAGAGUUUUUAAUGAAACUUGCGGGAUCGGAUGAUGAAACAGCCACCACCGCCCCGCGAUUACUCUAUUAUAACAAGGUUCUGCGGUUAUUGGAAGAUAUUGGUUUGCCAGAGCUUGUGAUUCAUUCAGCCACACUGGCCAUAUCUGAAGCUGUAAAUGAUGAGAGAAGUCAGGCUGCACUGUGGACUCGUAUAUUUAAACAUCAUCUGGAUCUGGGUCAUAACACUCAGGCAUAUGAAGCUCUGACCCAGAACCCGGAUUCUAGCAGGCAGCUGGACUGUCUCCGGCAGCUGGUGGUGGUUCUGUGUGAACGUGCUCAGCUCAGAGAUCUCAUCCAGUUCUCCUUUGUUAAUUUACACGAUGAGGUGGUGGGGAUCAUUGAGUCUCGUGCAAGAGCGGUUGACCUCAUGACUCAUAACUACUAUGAGCUGCUCUAUGCCUUUCAUAUCAAUCGUCAUAACUAUAGGAAAGCGGGUACAGUUAUGUUCGAGUAUGGGAUGCGUCUGGGACGGGAGGUUCGUACUUUGCUUGGCCUGCAGAAACAGGUGAACUGUUACCUGGCAGCCCUCAAUUGUCUGAGGCUUGUUCGUCAGGACUAUGCUUGGAUUGUACAGCCCUCAUCUGGAGCAGUUUAUGAGCGAGCAGGUGCAUCACCGAAGAGAAACUAUGAUGGUGAAAUGUCUGGUGGUCCAGUAAAUCAGCAGAUUGACAUAUUGGAGCUGAAGGAUUUAGAGAGGGACUAUAUUUUAGCUCGCAGUCGUCUGACUUUGGCCCAGCAGGACCCCUCCUCAGCAGCCAUUGCAGGAGGGGCAUCUUCAGUAGAGAUGGUGACUCUGCUGGUCCAAACAGGACUUUUUGACACAGCUCUCAUGCUGUGUCAGACCUUUAACUUAUCUCUGACACCAGUCUUUGAGGGACUCACCUUUAAGUGUAUUAACCUACAGUAUAAAGGAGAUCAGGACCAGACGGAGGCGUGGAACUGGCUUGCGGCCAAUCAGCUGCCAUCUGUCAUCACUACCAAAGAAUGCAGUGCGACAGAUGAAGCUUGGCGACUUUUAGCCUAUUAUUUGGAGCAUCAUCCCUCACAAAAUGCGGAAUAUCAUCGUUGUGUUAUCAGCAAGCUACUGUCCCACAGUGUACCACCGCCUGACUGGCUGGUUAAUGCUCACAAGGUCAUAGAUGCCGCGGCUCUCCUGCGUCUCUAUCUGAACUAUGACCAACUUCAGUCAGCAUCUGAGCUUGUGCUGGAGUAUGUCGACGCUAUGCUUGGGAAGGGAUAUCAGUAUUUUGGCAUAGAGCGUCCGCUCUCUGCUACAGCAUCUCUUGUGUGGCUACCCUACACAUCUAUUGAUCAGCUCUUAAGGAGUCUCAGUGAAAGUCAGAUCAAUGAAAAGAUGUACAAGAAUCUCAAAGAUAAACUAGCAGAGUAUCACAGGUUGGUGGAGCAGAGCAGCAGACACAAACUCAUGGCUCGUUGACCUCAACUCGUCAUACAUGUAUUCAGGAUGAGUCAUGUCUACAUGAAGUUCAUGUUUCUUGACGGCAUGUAAAGCUUCCUGUUUAUGCUUCCUGCUCAAAACAUGUAAAAAAUAGUUUCAUUGGUUUGAUACAGUGGAUUUUGUUUUCUAUAUAGAUACUCUUAAAAUCUUAACAUUUUGUAUACUCUUGUUUACAUGAGAUGUAAUUUACAUAUGAAAUAAAUGGUUGUUUAAUUGAG
This is a messenger RNA of Triplophysa dalaica, 4434 nucleotides long. RefSeq names its product nucleoporin 160 (gene nup160). Gene Ontology annotation, cellular component: nuclear pore. Gene Ontology annotation, molecular function: structural constituent of nuclear pore. The transcript is spliced from 35 exons. The record is from RefSeq and is a predicted model, not a curated record. Bases 8 to 4195 code for a protein of 1395 amino acids. Lineage: Eukaryota; Metazoa; Chordata; Actinopteri; Cypriniformes; Nemacheilidae.